AUGCGUUCAGAGAUCCUCUUCGCCUUAUCCUUCUUCGCAUUAUUCUCUCUAAUCAAUUCACUUCCGCUUCAACCCUCUUUCGAAGAAAGUUCUCAUGAAAUUUCGAGCAUAAGUGGAGACACUGUCUCUCCGAGGGUGGAAUUUUUUCCUAUGCUAGAUGAUAGUCCCACGGCUAAUGAGAUCGCGAUAGGCAUCAUAGAGAUCGCGAUAGGGAUUAUAGAGGGCGUGAUAGGGAUUAUAGAGGGCGCGAUAGGGAUUAUAGAGGGCGCGAUAGGGAUUAUAGAGGGCGCGAUAGGGAUUAUAGAGGGCGCGAUAGGCGUGAGAGGAAUUAACGUCGUUG
Molecule: messenger RNA, 340 nt
Organism: Acaulospora morrowiae
Lineage: Eukaryota; Fungi; Glomeromycota; Glomeromycetes; Diversisporales; Acaulosporaceae
Source: the annotation of a GenBank genome assembly